Messenger RNA from Homalodisca vitripennis (glassy-winged sharpshooter), 1078 nucleotides. RefSeq names its product basic salivary proline-rich protein 1-like. The coding region runs from base 15 to 974 and encodes 319 amino acids. NCBI's taxonomy places the organism in Eukaryota, Metazoa, Arthropoda, Insecta, Hemiptera, Cicadellidae. The transcript has 3 exons. The record is from RefSeq and is a predicted model, not a curated record.
UUGGAGCCAAAGAAAUGAUUGCUAAGAAACUCAUUCUUAUCUGCUUUGCAGUGGCGAUGGUUCGCAGUGACACAACGGAAGAGUUCUCAAGCUCCGUGGGAACAACACCCACACCACCCAGCAGUAGGAAACCAAACUUAGAAAAACUAAAGAAUCACGAAGAAAAAUCAAAACAUUACUCAAUUUCUCCUCGAUUUUUGGACUCACUUUUCGGACUUGGGAUUGGUGCACAUCUGUUAGGAAUUCAUGCAGGUGCAGGUAUAGGUCAUGGAAAUGGAGGUUAUGGUGAUUUGGGUCAAGGAUUUGUUGGCAAUCCUGGGGGAGGUCAAAAUCCACAAUCUAUAUAUUUUCCACAAUUCCCACCACAAGUAUACUAUGUCCAAGCUCCUCCUCAAUAUCAAGUGCCGCAAAGUAUGCCCCAAGGAAUGCCCCAGAGAAUACCGCAAGGAAUGCCUCAAGGGAUGCCUCAAAGAAUUCCUCAAGGAAUGCCUCAAGGAAUGCCUCAGGGAAUUCCUCAAGGAAUGCCUCAAAGAAUACCGCAAGGAAUGCCCCAGGGAAUACCGCAAGGAAUGCCCCAGGGAAUACCGCAAGGAAUGCCCCAGGGAAGACCGCAAGGAAUGCCCCAGGGAAGACCGCAAGGAAUGCCCCAGGGAAGACCGCAAGGAAUGCCCCAGGGAAGACCGCAAGGAAUGCCUCAAAGAAUACCGAAAGGAAUUUCCCAGGGAAUACCGCAAGGAAUGCCCCAAGGAAUACCUCAAGGAAUGCAUUCUCAAAAAGAAAUCCGAAGAAAACCUUUAAGAAUACCUCAAGGAACGCAUCAAAGAAUACCGCAAGGAAUUCCUAAUUCACAGGGAAUACAUUCUCAAAGAAACCCCCAAAGAAAACCUGUAGGAAUGCCUCAAGGAAAACCUCAAGAAACACAUCAAGGAGUGCCAGCAACAAGACCACCAAAAUGCUACCACCCACCAUGCUAAUAAGUAAAUUUCUGCUGGAUUACGUAUUGAAUAGUGAUCUCUGAUAUUUUUCUUAGUUUGGCACUACGCAACGAUAUCAUUACAAAUAAAAUAUUUAAAAAGUA